AAUGGUAUUGUCUAUCUCCUUCUUCAACCACUUCAGUAGUCGAUUCUUUCAACUUCUCUCUCUAGGGCUUGGCUUCUCGAUUCCCCUUUUUUCUUCUGCAGAGUGUGUUUUACAGUGUGCUAAAUCAGGAAUUGAAGUUGAGAAGAACUGCUGAGUUGAUCGACAGUUUGGUUAAAUGGGAACUCAACUGGAUUUUCUCAGUUACCUCAAUGAUGAGAUGUCAGGGAAGAUUUUCACAUGUUUGGAUGAUCCGUCUGAUAUUGCGCGUGUUAGCUGUGUCUCUCACUCUUGGCGAAAUUUUGUGAUAGCUAAUGGUUUUGCCAAGCAUCUGUGCUUGAGGAUGUUUCCUCAAUUAUCUAGAGUUGAUCAUGUGGUUGAGCCAGCCUCCAUGGCAGAAAGCCUUGUGGCAGUUGGAUCUAGUAACAUGGAAUGGGAAACUUUGAAGAAAGAGCACAGGGCUUAUGCCUUCUUGGCUCGAGGUUUUAUGUCAUUUCCUGAAGAAGAGAAGUGCAUCUCAGAAGCCAUCAUUGCUUCCAGCACUGAUCAUCCAUGGGAAAGCAUAGAUAAUACUCUGGAGAAGAAUGAUGUGGUGGGAGUGAGAGCUUCAUACUGGUCAAGUAAAGGAUACAGUAAUCCUGUAGUCCCUGAAGCACUAACUUACAAAUUGGUGGCUGAUUUGUGUGUUGUUACUGAAAUCAGAAUAAAACCUGACAAAGAAAUUUUCGGUUCAGCUUAUUUCGAGCAUCGCUUCCAUAUAUAUUCUGCAAAAUCUGUUCGAUUCCGAAUGGGUCACCUCAACCCCUACUACAAUGGUAAUCUUAUGGAUGAGUCAUGCCCAGAUUCUCUUGGUGACAAGUUUGUGUGGACUUACACUUCACAAGACUUUCCAAUGGUUCAGGUGGGUUCAAGUAGCUCAAUUGAUUUUCCUCAUGGCUCCUAUGUGGCUCACGUUCAGGUUGUUGGACGCCCAUUAUCUCCAGCAUUUGGAAUUGAAAUCCUCGAGCCCUCUGAAAAUUUUGUGUUGAAAGCUUUGAGUUACACAAAACCACAGACUGUACCUCAGGAAACCAGGCGAGCAGCUGAGAGAUGGCAUAGAUGGUUAAUAGACAAUCAACAGAUUAUGAAUAUAAUGAGGGGUACUGUAGUUGACCUUGUGGAAUAUCAAUGGGAGGAUGAAGACAGUAAUGAGGAAUCAGAUGAAAACAGUAAUGAGGAAUCGGAUGAAGAUGGUAAUGAGGAAUCCGAUAAACUAAACUUGCGUUGAAGAGCUUGUGUAAUCAUAUCAUACAAAAUAAACUUGCCUUGAUAGCUUGUGUAGUACUGUUAUAUAAAAUAAACUUGCCCCAUUAUCCUUCUCAUCUGGUAUUCUGGAGAUAAAUGUUCUGGUCUGGCAGCAUUGAUUAUUAUUUCUCAGUAGGUAGCAAAUGGUGGCUUUUGUGGUUUGGCACUAUUAGUUUAAGUUUCAUUUUUGCUGAAAUUAUUCUUUUCCCUUGUUUUUGAUUUGCAAAAAGAUAAGUCUCUCAGAAGCAGUGAUGAUACUCAUUAAUAGAACCAUUGACAGGCAGAUUGUUUGCAGAGCUUUAAGCUUCCAGAACCUGUUCUUUGCAUUGGUGGAAUAUUGCAGAUUGAGCUGCGGGGUAGAGUCCAAAGAAAUUGAAAUGGUUUAU
This is a messenger RNA of Rubroshorea leprosula, 1667 nucleotides long. The record is from the annotation of a GenBank genome assembly. Lineage: Eukaryota; Viridiplantae; Streptophyta; Magnoliopsida; Malvales; Dipterocarpaceae.